Messenger RNA from Beauveria bassiana ARSEF 2860, 2406 nucleotides. RefSeq names its product Ankyrin and HET domain protein. Lineage: Eukaryota; Fungi; Ascomycota; Sordariomycetes; Hypocreales; Cordycipitaceae. Gene Ontology annotation, molecular function: protein binding. The transcript has 2 exons. Bases 1 to 2406 code for a protein of 801 amino acids. The record is from RefSeq and is a predicted model, not a curated record.
AUGUCGUCGUUCAAGUUUUCUGCCUUCGAGUACGACCCGCUCCCAACGCCCACCAGCGUCCGCCUCUUGACGGUUCGAAAUCCGCUCGCAAAAGCAUCUCCCACAGUCUGUGGCGUCACUCUGCUCUCCUGCAAGCUGUUCACCGUCGAUCUCAAGGACAAGCCCGAUUUUAACUGCCUCUCUUACACAUGGGGAAAUCCGAACCCCCUGGACCAGAGCAAAGACGGCAGCGAGGACCCAUAUGCUCCGCACAAUCAGUGGCCCAUUUCUGUCAACGGCAGGCUCUUCUUCAUAACAAAGAACCUCUACGAUGCUCUGUCCCAGCUCAGGGUAGACGAGUGGUCUGAUGACGCCAAGGUCGAUUCGCGCUUUGAGCCCUACGACAAGACCAGACUAAUACAGGCUGCUGAGGAUGGCCGAUACGACGACGUGGAGGAUUGUCUUCGCCGCGGCGCCAACGUGCACAAUGUGGACUGCUUCGGCGAGACUGCUCUUCAUUAUGCCGCAGAGAAUGGCCAUCUGGACAUUGUCGAGCUCUUGCUCUCUCAGGGCGCGGAUCGUACCGCGAUUGACAGCACCGACCGCACACCGCUGGAUUGCUGCUUGCAGCGCAAGCGUAGGCGCUACCUCGAUAUAGCCCGCAUACUGGAAAACACAUCGGAUACUUCUGUAACAGUCUCGGGUCCCGGAGUACAGCACCACAGAUCCAAGCCCAUUUGGAUCGACGCCAUCUGCGUGAAUCAGCACGAUUUGCUCGAGAGAAACAUCCAAGUCUCCAUGAUGACACAGAUAUACGGACAAGCCCAGUCUGUCAUUAUUUGGCUCGGCGGCUUUGAUUCAGAGGCUUCCACCGAGUUAUACCACUCUCUGCCUACCAUUCUUUCCUCCUCCGUGGAGUGUUUCAAACGCUCAUGGGAAGCUUGGCACCGUCGGCGGAGAAGAGGCGAAAGUGAUGAGGAUGACCAAGAGGUUCAGAACGAAACCAUUCUCUCCUCUGACAGCAUAAACAUUGUUCUGGAAUUUGUACGCAGGUCCUAUUUCCACCGAAUAUGGGUUCUGCAGGAAGUUGCCUUGGCGCGAGACGUCCGAAUCAUGUUUGGGGGCGACGACCUCCCGUGGGCUGCGCUCUUCCAAGUCUUUCAGUCUGCCAUCGACUUUGAAUAUGUCGCCAUGAAUUACAACACAACUCUCGUCAAAUAUCGUUACGGUGAUAUGGGCACUCUAGCCUGGUCGUUGGCUGAUGUAAGGCUGCACUCGCGCCGCACCAAACUCGAGGACACCAUUGUGACCACGCAGCUCGAGGCCCUUCGGGAAAGCAACCCCGAUUUUGUUGCUAUGGCGCACGAUUGGUGGUGCUCAAAACUCCCUCUUGCGACGCUGAUUGCCUUGACUUGGAACUUUGCCGCCACAGAUCCUCGCGACAAAAUCUUUGCGCUCUUGGGCAUUGCGCAACCCAUUCCUGGCGACGAACCCAUCGUUCCAGACUAUCAUAAGACCAUUACUGAAGUAUUUACACAAGUCGGCAAGGCUUACAUCCAAGCGAAGGGGGACAAUCGAUACCAAGACUGGAGAAGCGGCGAGAUUGAAGACUUUGAGCCACUCGAGGCGCUGUCCUUUGUUCAGGAUAUUAGUGAGCACCAUGAGGGCUGGUGUUGGGUGCGCCCAUUCGCCGACACCCACAACCUGCUACCCCGGCCUGACGACUUGCCGUCCUGGGUACCUUCCUUCCACUGGCCGCUCGCCACGCGACGACUCUUCAGCACAAAGUUUCGUGCCGCCGGCUCGACCGUCGCGCGUAUCCACCCGUUCGAGUCGGAUACUUUGCAGCUCAACGGCCUGAUGGUAGACACUGUCGCUCACGUCGAGAAGCAGCGCCACGAUCCGGCGCGUUGCUACUGCGGCACGGCUAAUGUCCUAGAGUGGCUCCGAACCAUGGCCACCGUCGACUCCAUCUACCCGACGGGCUGCGAUCGCGUCGAGGCCCUGUGGCAGGUCCUCAGCGCAAACUGUUACCUCAAGCGCUCCUUUCCCCUCACCGCCUACAGCUACGCCGAGGAUCCCGUUGGCGAGGACUUUGCCGAUUACAUCAAGAGCACUCUGCCCGCUGAGCUCGUGCACCUUGGGCUGUGCGACGAGCAUGGCAUCCCGGACCCCGACACGGCAGCGUGGCUGCGCGACGUCUUUUGCAAGGACACCUCGGGCUCGUUUCCAGACGUCGAAGAUGUCUUGGCUGCUGUAAAGGUGGCAAAAGAAGAGGACGACAAGGAGGACGAGGAUGACAACGCCGGUGGAGAAGAAGAGGAUGAAGGAGAAGGGAAUGACGGGGAGCAAGCAGAAGCAAAGGCGGCUAGUGGUGACGGGCACGAUGAAUCUCAACACGACGAUGCCGACGAGCAGCUGAUCUAA